Molecule: messenger RNA, 351 nt
Organism: Penicillium riverlandense
Lineage: Eukaryota; Fungi; Ascomycota; Eurotiomycetes; Eurotiales; Aspergillaceae
Product: DUF5310 domain-containing protein
Exons: 3
Coding region: 1-351 (116 amino acids)
Biological process (GO): outer mitochondrial membrane organization
Source: RefSeq, a predicted model, not a curated record
AUGGGUGGCCACGACCGAGAGUGGGAGGUAACUAGUGUUUUGCCAAAUGUUGUCCACAACGACUCUCCGCCGCCUUGUCUACCAUCUAUCUCCUUUUCCCUUCCACUCACUCCACUCUCACCACCCACCAUUAUGGUGAGUAGCUCUUGUCCACACAAUAGACCCUCCUUUAUUGACACUUUACAGGCCAAUCUCCCCAACCUCCGUCGCCUCUUCGUCGAGGCCAGGACCGAGGCCGAAGAGAACGAGUACUCGCGGACAGCAUUCUACAACCUCGUUCUGUUUAUUUCCUCAAUCGCUGUCUUCAGCCUGGCCGCUCAACGCAUGAGCGGACCCAAGGCCAGCCGAUGA